CCCCCUGACCAACAGCGAUUGAUCUUCGCCGGCAAGCAGCUCGAGGAUGGCCGAACACUCUCCGACUACAACAUCCAGAAGGAGAGCACCCUCCACCUUGUGCUCCGCCUCCGUGGUGGUGCCAAGAAGCGCAAGAAGAAGGUCUACACUACACCCAAGAAGAUCAAGCACAAGCGCAAGAAGACCAAGUUAGCUGUGCUUAAGUAUUACAAGGUCGACGGCGAUGGCAAGAUUGAGCGUCUCCGCCGCGAGUGUCCUGCUGACACCUGCGGUGCUGGUGUCUUCAUGGCUGCCAUGCAGGACCGACAGUACUGUGGUCGAUGCCACCUUACCUACGUCUUCGACAAGCAGUAAAUGCUUAUCGGGUCGUUUUGGAGUGUACACGGUUAGGAGUUCGGAACAUCGGAACGGGCUUACGGGAAUCAUAUAGGACAUGGAUGACUUAGCUCAGUUUCUAUGAAUACGAAUUCAUGCACAAGCACUAGUUCUUAUACUACUAUUUCUAGAUCGUGAAAUGUUAUUGCAUGGCCUCAAUACUCCUAGUUCUAGCACC
This is a messenger RNA of Daldinia decipiens, 553 nucleotides long. Its product is annotated as ribosomal protein S27a-domain-containing protein. Gene Ontology annotation, biological process: modification-dependent protein catabolic process; translation; protein ubiquitination. NCBI's taxonomy places the organism in Eukaryota, Fungi, Ascomycota, Sordariomycetes, Xylariales, Hypoxylaceae. The record is from RefSeq and is a predicted model, not a curated record. Gene Ontology annotation, molecular function: protein tag activity; ubiquitin protein ligase binding; structural constituent of ribosome. The annotation marks the transcript as partial. The transcript has 2 exons. Gene Ontology annotation, cellular component: nucleus; cytoplasm; ribosome.